Impatiens glandulifera is the source of this 576-nucleotide messenger RNA. RefSeq names its product multifunctional methyltransferase subunit TRM112 homolog A-like. The transcript has a single exon. The record is from RefSeq and is a predicted model, not a curated record. Lineage: Eukaryota; Viridiplantae; Streptophyta; Magnoliopsida; Ericales; Balsaminaceae. The coding region runs from base 59 to 427 and encodes 122 amino acids. Gene Ontology annotation, biological process: rRNA (guanine-N7)-methylation; tRNA methylation; peptidyl-glutamine methylation. Gene Ontology annotation, molecular function: protein heterodimerization activity.
UUCUUCUCAACUGAAUCGAAUUGCAGAGAUUCAUCGCUAGAGAGAGAAAGAGAGAAAGAUGAGGCUACUGACGCAUAACAUGCUAUCAUCAAACAUAAAAGGAGUAACAAACGGAUUUCCUCUCAAGAUCGAAGCGGUGAAAGUAAUCGAAAAGGAGGUAGACUUCAAUCCCGAUUUCCUUCGUAACAUGUUUUCAAAGCUCGAAUGGAAGCCACUCGUCGAUGCCGCUCGAACGAUGGGAUACGCCGAGUUACCUGAAGAAGUUGAAUCUUCGAUGCUUGAAUCCGAUGACUUCCUUCGUCGCCUUCAUCGCGCUCUUCUCGAACUUCAUCUUGAAGAAGGUGCCCUAAUUUGUCCUGAAACAGGUAGACGGUUCCCAGUUAUUAAAGGAAUUCCAAAUAUGCUUCUUAAUGAAGAUGAGGUUUGAUUUUAUUAUCGAUUUUAUGUUGAUGAAUUCAGGUUAUUUAUAUUAUUAUUAUUAUGUAAUGAAGGUUUUUUAGGGUUUAUGGUGAUAAUUGUGCAACUUUUGGAUUGUUUGUAUAAUUUUAUAUAAAAACUGCAACUUUUGAAUCUCAA